Molecule: messenger RNA, 1764 nt
Organism: Toxotes jaculatrix (banded archerfish)
Lineage: Eukaryota; Metazoa; Chordata; Actinopteri; Toxotidae
Gene: mymk
Product: myomaker, myoblast fusion factor
Exons: 6
Coding region: 48-911 (287 amino acids)
Cellular component (GO): plasma membrane
Source: RefSeq, a predicted model, not a curated record
CUGAGGAGCCUCUGAAGCCUGCAGCUUCUGUUUGCCGUCCCUCCAUCAUGGGUGCGUUUAUUGCCAAGAUGCUGCUUCCUACAGUCAGCAGCCUGGUGUUCCUGCCUGCGGCCAGCGUGGCCGCCAAGAGGGGCUUCCACAUGGAGGCCAUGGUCUACUUCUUCACCAUGUUCUUCACCGCGAUCUAUCACGCAUGCGAUGGACCGGGCCUCUCCAUUCUGUGCUUCAUGAGAUACGACAUUCUGGAGUACUUCAGCGUUUACGGCACGGCUCUCUCUAUGUGGGUCACACUUAUAGCUCUGGGCGACUUUGAUGAACCCCAGCGUUCCACUAUAACCAUGUUUGGAGUGUUGACCGUCGCUGUGAGGAUCUACCAGGACCGCUGGGGCUACGGGAUCUACUCUGGACCGAUCGGAUCAGCCGUCUUCAUCAUCACUGUCAAAUGGCUGCAGAAGAUGAAGCAGCUGAGGGCGGUGUAUCCAGAGAAGAGCGUGUACACGCAGCAGGUCGGUCCGGGCUGCUGCUUCGGUGCUCUCGCUCUGAUGCUGCGUUUCUACUUUGAGGAGUGGGACUACGCCUAUGUCCACAGCUUCUACCAUCUGUCUCUGGCUGUGUCCUUCGUGCUGCUGCUGCCGAAGAAGAACCGCUAUGCAGGGACGGGACAAAACGCUGCUAAGCUCAGCUGCUUCUCUCUCUGCUGCUGCACCAUGUCCCCUGGUACCUCUAAAGAGAAGACAAGCCAAGAUAAGCCAAAGAAGAAGUCCUCUCGGACCGUGUGGACAGUCCCCACUGAGAAGCCAUGGACACGAGGCUGUAGCACCCCCACCCUGCCUCUUUACAACCCCCCACCUUCCACUCCUGUGAAAGGGACCAGCAUCAGCAAGCUCAAAGAGAUGAACGGCUGGAAGUGACCCCAAAAACACAAGUGUCAGUCAGUCUAACGUAGGAGGACUUCAUUCUGAAGAACAGGCGUAGAUCGUGGUCGGCUACGAGCGGGAAAUGGGAAAAUCACCAAAUAACUGUCAGCCAAAUGCUGAUAAACUUGUUAUGUGGCUGGUAAGUUAAUCUACUUCAGCAGGAAACCAACCAUCAUGUGGAAGUUCCUCUCCACUCCAAAACAUCCUUUUUGGCCAGUAGAAUAUUUAAGGUCAGCAGCGACGUUAGGAAUCCACCAGCCGCUGCAGCCAGCAGGUAAAGAAACAAGAGCACCCUGAUGUGCUUAUUAAAUCUGAGGGCAAGAGCAGAAGGCGAAUCGGGUCUCCGGUGCCCUCAAAGACCCGAUAAGGACACAGCUGUCUGAAGCACUUGUCCAAAGCUGAGGACAGGCAGCGUGCUACGAAAGAACACACACAGCACGAACAGGGAGACGGUGGCUGAGACAAGCCAGUAAAACUGACUGGAAAAUUUAUGAGAAGAACAAACAGGCAGAUGGUUUAUCUCUCCAAAAUAUAUAAAUUGUCUUUAGUAAUGUUCCUCAGGGGAGAGCCUUCGUCUGCUCGCCUCUGUCUGUCCGCCCUCCCCUCCUCUUUCUCUUUUCCGUCCCUCUCAGGGAAAGGAAGCACGCGGCUCAGUUCAGUUACGAGAAUUACAAGACUGUAAAGCACAUUUUACCGUUUUUAUACGUCCUCGAGGUGCCAAAUGUGUCAUGUGGAGCAUCAGACAGGGCGAGGGGAAGCGGCGGCCCAGACGUCAGUCUGUAACGACCGAAGCAUCAACAGGUGGACUCUUCUGUCUGUGAGCUCUGGUUCACUGACCGAGCAGCUU